Molecule: messenger RNA, 1967 nt
Organism: Eleginops maclovinus (Patagonian blennie)
Lineage: Eukaryota; Metazoa; Chordata; Actinopteri; Perciformes; Eleginopidae
Gene: ccr6a
Product: chemokine (C-C motif) receptor 6a
Exons: 2
Coding region: 256-1398 (380 amino acids)
Biological process (GO): positive regulation of cytosolic calcium ion concentration; immune response; cell chemotaxis
Cellular component (GO): membrane; external side of plasma membrane
Molecular function (GO): C-C chemokine receptor activity; C-C chemokine binding
Source: RefSeq, a predicted model, not a curated record
UAGACGUGUUCAAGUGUUAUGUGUUGAGCAAGCCAACGACUAUCGAGACCUGAAGCUCCUCCUGAAAUAUUCUGCCAUAAAUCAUGCUGCAGAAAUGUCUUCCUCUCUCUCUCUGUCUCUGUCUCUCUGUCUCUCUCUCUCUCUCUCUCUCUCUCCCCCUCUCUCUCACUCUCUCUCUCACACACAGUAUUUCCUUCUCUCAGCAGUGUGCUUGAUGUCGAUUGGAACAGCAGCAGCUGAACCCAGCAGCAGAAGAUGGAUAACUUUCAGGAAGACACGUCCAACCAAUCGUAUCUGGACUACAACGACACAGACUUUGACUACGACUUGAUCGGCCCAUGUUCUCCGCAGAACAACCACAGUGUGCAGUUGGUUGUCGGGCCGUACGUUCACUCCAUCAUCUGCAUUCUGGGCCUGGUGGGCAACAGCCUGGUGAUUGUCACCUACGCCCUCUACAAGAGGACCAAGUCCAUGACGGAUGUGUACCUGCUGAACGUGGCGGUGGCUGACCUGCUGUUCGUGGCGUCGCUGCCGUUCAUCGUCUACAACGAGCUGUCGGCCUGGUCCAUGGGGCCGGUGGCGUGCAAGCUGCUGCGCGGCUCCUACAGUGUGAACCUGUACAGCGGCAUGCUGCUGCUCGCCUGCAUCAGCACCGACCGCUAUGUGGCCAUCGUUCAGGUGCGCCGCAGCUUCAGGCUGCGCUCGCUGGCCUACAGCCGCCUCAUCUGCGCCGCCGUGUGGGCGCUUGCCGGGCUGCUGUCUUUGCCCUCCUUCUACUUCUACAGCUGGUACCAGCCGUCCCACAGCAGGGACGCCUUCAUUGAUGAGAAGCACAGUAACAGCACCGCCGGCGCAGAGUACGUCUGCGAGUUCAGGUUCAGGUAUACCACUGAGGCACAUACCACCAAGGUGGCGCUGCCCAGCAUGCAGCUGGCCGUGGGCUUCUUCCUGCCGCUGCUCGUCAUGGUCUUCUGCUACAGCGCCAUUGUCGGCAAGCUGCUAAGGGCCAGGAAUUUCCAGCGCCACAAGGCGGUGCGCGUGGUGCUGGCCGUGGUGGCGGUGUUCGUGGUCUGCCAACUGCCCUACAACCUCACGCUGCUGUACGACACCGCCAGCAUGUUCCGGCUGCAGAGCUGCGAAGGUGCUGACGUCCUGCAGGCGGCCAAGACCGUGACUCAGACCCUGGCCUACCUGCACUGCUGCUUGAACCCCGUGCUGUACGCCUUCGUUGGGGUGAAGUUCAGGAACCACUUCCGGAGGAUUGUGCAGGACCUGUGUUGCCUGGGGAAGAGGUACAUCAGGCCACGGCGCUUCUCCAGGGUCACCUCCGAGAUCUACGUGUCCAGCCGCCGCUCCGUGGACGGAUCCAGCGAAAAUGGCUCGUCUUUCACAAUGUGAGGACGUCCGGGAACAUCUCUGGAGGUCCAAAUCGGACUCUGAAAAUCAUCAGGUUCCAUAGAGGUUUUUUCCCCUUCAUUAGGAUCCCCAUUAGCACUAGCAUGAGCAUCGGCUUCGUGACGAGACAAACCCGAGGGCUUUGACGUUAGACACAAAAACCAGCUGCAUCUUUAAUCUGUCCUGACGUCUUCAGGACUCACUGAAGUGAAAUCAACCUGAGAAGGAAACUCACAGCCGGGAGACGAACACAAAGUUUAAUGUUUCAAAAGUUAAAAAUCAUCUGUUUACAUGAAAAGUUUACCAGCUGUUUUUUCAAACUGACCUCAGACUCUCUCCUCAGCGUCAUGAAUAAAGAAAUAUUCAUCAGUUCAGAGAGUAAAAGAAUAACAGAGAAUGACUCUGUACCAAAACCCAGACACAGGUCAGGUAAACUGUAAACUCAGAGACUUUUAUUUGAGACCUUCCAUCCUGCGUUUUUGUUUUUAUCUGUGUAACAUUUAAACCUAUGAUUGUAACAUCACUUAGAGUAAAUGUAUCUGUAGACUGAAUAAAUGUUGGUUUUAACACAG